AUGGAUUCAUUCUCGGCCUCAUGUUCAAGAUAUGAAAAUUUCACAUUUCUAUGUUCUCCCCUUGUCUACACUGAGAACUUGAAAUAUUCACAGCCUAUAUUAGACUUGCCCUUUCCUCUUUCUUGCUCUCUAGCUUGGUCACCAAAACAAGCAGCCAUGGAAGUUGUAAGAACUUCCUCUGUUUCAUCCAUUCAUAUCCCAACUUCAAUAAGCAAAACCCAAAUCACCAAACCCAAGUUCUUGAAUUUUCAGUUUAAUCCAAUACCCAGUUCGUCUUUCUCAAGAAUUCAUGGAAAAACACCAUCAAAAUCCAAGCUUUUUACCGCCAUAUCACCAUCACCAUCCUCUGUCUCAACAGAGUCCAUAGGCCCACCUGAGCCAGAGGUUGAGGUUGACACUAAAGGAGAGAAGUUUGAUUGGUAUGCACAGUGGUACCCACUCAUGCCAGUUUGUGAUUUGGACAAAAGGGUGCCACAUGCAAAGAAAGUGUUGGGUCUUGAUGUUGUGGUAUGGUGGGAUAGGAGUGAGAGUACAUGGAAAGUUUUUAAUGAUGCUUGUCCUCAUAGGUUGGCUCCACUGUCUGAAGGAAGAAUUGAUCAAUGGGGAAGGUUGCAGUGUGUGUAUCAUGGUUGGUGCUUCAAUGGCUCCGGUGACUGCAAGUUCAUCCCUCAAGCACCACCAGAUGGUCCUCCAGUGAACACAUUCAAGAAAGCAUGUGUAGCUGCUUAUCCAAGUACAGUGCAUCAUGACAUUGUCUGGUUUUGGCCGAACACAGACCCACAAUACAAAGAUAUUAUUUUGAAAAAACAGCCUCCCUUCAUCCCAGAAUUGGAUGAUCCAUCAUAUACCAGAACAAUGGGAAAUAGAGAUAUUCCAUAUGGGUAUGAUGUCUUGGUUGAAAACCUCAUGGAUCCUGCUCAUGUUCCCUAUGCACACUAUGGAAUCAUGAGAACACAAAAACCGAAAGUGAAGGUUGAUAGAGAAGGGGGCAGACCUGUUCAAUUGAGUGUCAAGAAACUAGACAUAAAUGGUUUCAUUGGCGAUCAGGAAUGGGGUAUUAGUAAAUAUAUCGCACCGUGUAUCUUUUAUGCCUACACUAAACCUGUGGAGAAUCAGGCUAAUGGAACUGCAUCGUCAGCUGGUACAGGAAAGGAGCGCAAGAUCAUGGAUGUUGGCCCUGCCAAUUGGCAAAAGGCUUGUUUUGUGCCAACGAAAUCGGAUGCCCUUGUGGUUGGUUUCAGAAGAUGGUUAAACAAGUAUGCUGGUGGUGAAGUUGAUUGGAAAGGCAAAUACAGUGGGGCUCUUCCCCCAACUCCUCCCAGAGAACAGCUGAUGGACAGGUACUGGUCCCAUGUGGUAAACUGCCGCAGUUGCAACGCUGCACACAAGGGUCUCAAUGCUCUAGAGGUUGUUCUGCAGGUCGCUUCACUAGCUUUCAUUGGGAUUGUUGCUGCAGCCAAGCAGAAUGCCGUGUCAGUAGCUGCAAGAAAUACAAUGAUAGCAAUGGCAAUAGUAUGCUUUGCAGGUUCAAAAUUGUUGGCUCACUUCAUCUACAAAAACUUCCAUUACCACGGCUACAAUCAUGCUUUUCGCUGA
This is a messenger RNA of Dovyalis caffra, 1596 nucleotides long. The record is from the annotation of a GenBank genome assembly. NCBI's taxonomy places the organism in Eukaryota, Viridiplantae, Streptophyta, Magnoliopsida, Malpighiales, Salicaceae.